Lampris incognitus (smalleye Pacific opah) is the source of this 2470-nucleotide messenger RNA. Its product is annotated as casein kinase II subunit alpha'-like. Bases 544 to 2001 code for a protein of 485 amino acids. Gene Ontology annotation, molecular function: protein serine/threonine kinase activity; ATP binding. Lineage: Eukaryota; Metazoa; Chordata; Actinopteri; Lampriformes; Lampridae. The transcript has 12 exons. The record is from RefSeq and is a predicted model, not a curated record. Gene Ontology annotation, cellular component: cytosol; nucleus; protein kinase CK2 complex. Gene Ontology annotation, biological process: regulation of chromosome separation; protein phosphorylation.
UCGUCGGCUCGUCUACUGGCGCUUGAACGUCCUUUAAAUUCAUCCGUCACUCGUCUCCGAUAAAUAUUAUUGAAAUAUUGAUAUUAAAAAAAAACAAUUUUUUUUCGAAUACACAAACAUUAGCAAUAACGACGGAAUUAGUCAAGUCUGAGUUAUUGGUCAGCUCGCUCCAUGUCGCACCCGACUUCCGCUCUGAGCGACCAUUUCCACAGCGGACUAGCGGGCUAGCUUCAGCUAACGUCCGCUAGCAGCGCUGUUGGCUUCGUCCAUCCGGACCGCCGGUAUUUAAAGUCGCUCUAAAUUUUUAAUCAACACCGUCAUCGUUUAGUGAAUAUUAAACUACGGCUUUACACGCCACCACUGUGCCGCUAUAUUAGCCGAGGCUUCAAUUCCAACAGAUUUCUGAGUGGGGCGAGUUCUCUCUGGCGAGCUAUAGUUAGCAUUAGCCGAGGGCUAGCUAGCGCUGGUUCAUGUAACAGGGGAGGGGACUUCGUCAGAUCCCACUAAAACCAGUGUAACCAGCACACUGGACGUCUCUAAUUGAUGCUAAUUACUCGUCGGCGAGUACACGGAGCCUGUAGGGAGGUCAGUUGCUAUCGCAAGCUGCUUAUUAUUGCAUCAUUUCUUAGCAUUUCUCUGCGCUACCUCAGCCCCUCACCUCUCCUCUCUGGAGCUUUCCUGAAGCUGGCGGGCCGCCGUCUCCUCCUGACGGGGCUCCGACACUCCCUCUCUCCUGCGCCCUUUAUCCCCUCAGCAGGCGCUCCUGGUCAACGGGCAUCGGCGAAAGACUUCGGUCAGCCGAGGGCGAAAGUUGCCCAAACCAAUGUAGAGGUGUACACGGAGGUGCUGAAGCCAAGAGUCCCCCAGAGUCGGUGCACCUCCUUUCAGCUCCGCGGCCAGAAGGCUGCAGAGGAAGGCGAACCUCCCCGACACCGAGUCCCGGAGCUCGCCAUGCCCGGAUCCACGGCCAGCAGCAAGGCCCGGGUGUACACGGAUGUCAACACUCAGAAGAGCAGAGAAUACUGGGACUAUGAUGCACAUGUACCCAGCUGGAGCAAUCAAGACAACUAUCAGCUGGUGCGUAAAUUGGGCAGAGGAAAGUACAGCGAGGUGUUUGAAGCUAUCAAUGUGAGCAACAAUGAGAAAGUGGUGGUGAAAAUCCUCAAGCCCGUCAAGAAGAAGAAGAUUAAACGAGAAAUUAAAAUCCUGGAGAACCUGCGCGGGGGAACCAACAUCAUACGUCUGGUUGAUACUGUCAAAGACCCUGUGUCCCGAACACCAGCGCUUGUCUUUGAGUGCAUCAAUAACACAGAUUUUAAGGAGCUGUACCAGAAGCUGACAGACUUUGAUAUUCGUUACUACAUGUAUGAGCUCCUCAAGGCUCUGGAUUACUGCCACAGUAUGGGGAUCAUGCACAGGGAUGUGAAGCCCCACAAUGUGAUGAUUGACCACCAGCUGAGAAAGUUGCGUCUCAUAGACUGGGGGCUGGCAGAGUUCUACCAUCCCGCUCAGGAAUACAACGUCAGGGUGGCCUCACGCUAUUUUAAAGGCCCUGAGCUGCUAGUAGACUAUCAGAUGUACGACUAUAGUUUGGACAUGUGGAGUCUUGGCUGUAUGCUGGCAAGCAUGAUCUUUCUCAAGGAACCUUUCUUCCAUGGGCAGGACAACUACGACCAGCUGGUUCGCAUUGCUAAGGUUCUUGGGACUGAUGAGCUCUUCGGCUACUUGCACAAGUAUCACAUAGAACUGGACACUCGCUUUAAAGACCUGCUGGGCCAGCAGACCAGGAAGCGCUGGGAACAGUUUGUCCAGACGGAGAACCAGCACCUGGUCAGUCCGGAGGCCCUCGACCUGCUGGACAAACUGCUGCGGUACGACCACCAGCAGAGGCUGACCGCUGCCGAGGCCAUGCAGCACCCCUACUUCUAUCCUGUGCUGAAGGAACAAAACAACACCAAUUCAGAUGGAACAAAGGCAAUAAGCAGCGCUAAUGCUACAUGAUGAGCAGGGAGGAGGAAGAAAACUUUGUUACCUCAACUUGUGACCUUGUCGUGGCAGAAACCUCCACCUCCAAACCAACAGCCAUACUGGAGGAAGAUGUCAUUUUUCCAGCAAAGAAAACCCCCACAUGGAUUUACCCUCUCCAAAGCCCAAGGAGGGGAAGAAACGGUGCCACUUUGGUCCAAGUCUACAAUGCAACAGAUCUGAGCUUUGAGGUGCCCCCUGCCCCCCUUUCCAAGACCCCCCCUCCCUCCCUCCCCCACAUAACCCUGGUUUUAAAGUGAGCAGAGUGACUGGUGUUGGAUCAGUACCAAGCUGGUGUCUUGCUGUAGGAUGAUUUGCAGCAUUGUGACGCUGUUCUGACCUGAGAUCCAUUUCCAGGUUAUCGCACUGAAUGGCAUGGAGGCUCCUUUCUGCUAUAGAUAGAACUAAUGCUAUAUUGAAAGAGAAUAAACCAUUUUUAUUUAAA